AUGUCAUCAACAGUUCGAAGUAAUUUAACACAAGUUGGAAGUGUUUAUCUUGAAAGAGCUUUCACUGAUAUCCAACGGGCAUUAAAUUCUUUUGUUCAUCUUAAAGAUUCAGUUGAAUUGUUUACUUACCCUAGUGGAAAGACAAAAAAUGUAUUAACUCUUGCCGGUACAAUUCCUGUUAUGUAUAAGAAUAAUACUUAUCAUAUUCCUGUAGCUUUGUAUUUAGAUCAAAAACAUCCUUACCAAGCUCCAUAUUGUUAUGUAAAACCAACAAGUGAAAUGGAAAUAAAGGAAAGUAAAGUUGUAGACAGCAUUGGUAGGAUAUAUUUGCCUUAUCUUAAUGAGUGGAAAUGGCCAUCACACUCAUUAGUUGAAUUAUUAAAGGUAAUGUGUCGUGAAUUUGAAAAUGGUUGUCCUGUUUAUGCUAAAAGACAUGCUCCACCAGCCAGACCAUCACCUCCUCAAAUAAGUAACAAUUUACCUUAUCCCAUUAGUGGUUGCCCUAUUCCACAACCUUCUUAUGAAAUUUCUACUACUCACCCAGUGAUUCCACAAAGAAACAAACAACCAAAGAAUGAUUCAGAUUUAGACGGUGCACUUAAAGCUAGUCUUCUUACUGCUCUAGAAGAAAAGUUUAGAGAAAAGAUAAAUAAUCAAGUAAGAGAUAUUUAUGAAGAAAUUAUUGUUUUAAGAAAUUCUUAUGAAAAAUUAAUUGAGGGUGAAAAAACACUUCAUGAAUCAUUACGAAGUAUUAAUAAUGAUCAACAAAAAAUGAAUAUUUUUGUACAAGAUUGUGAAAAAAAAAUUUUAGAAAUUGAUAAUUAUUUAGUAAAUUAUAAAAAAACAGCAACAGCUAAACCAUGUGAAUGGAUUGAUGAAGCAUUAUUAACAACCUGCCCAUUAGAUGAUCAAAUAUUUCGAAGUUAUGUAGCAGAUUGUGUUUUAGAAGAUGCACAAUAUUAUAUAUCACAGGCAUUGAAGAAAGGACGUAUUACUUUGUCAGAAUAUUUAAAACAAAUUCGAAUUAUUUCACAGGAACAAUUCAUUCACCGUGCGACUUUAAUAAAAGCGCGUGAAGCAAAACUUUCUCACGUAUAG
Molecule: messenger RNA, 1098 nt
Organism: Strongyloides ratti
Lineage: Eukaryota; Metazoa; Nematoda; Chromadorea; Rhabditida; Strongyloididae
Product: Tumor susceptibility gene 101 protein
Exons: 2
Coding region: 1-1098 (365 amino acids)
Biological process (GO): endosome to lysosome transport; protein transport; protein modification process
Cellular component (GO): ESCRT I complex
Molecular function (GO): ubiquitin binding
Source: RefSeq, a predicted model, not a curated record